This is a messenger RNA of Echinostoma caproni, 390 nucleotides long. The record is from the annotation of a GenBank genome assembly. NCBI's taxonomy places the organism in Eukaryota, Metazoa, Platyhelminthes, Trematoda, Plagiorchiida, Echinostomatidae.
AUGAACGGCUUUCUUUUUAUUGCAGGUGAUAUUCAAUUACCACAAAAGAUUAAAGAAGCUAUGCAAAUGCAAGUUGAAGCUGAUCGCAAGAAACGGGCAGCUAUUUUGGAAUCCGAAGGUCAGCGUGAGUCCGCUAUCAAUCGUGCUGAGGGUAUGAAACGAAGUCAAGUGUUAGCAUCAGAGGGUGAGAGAACUGAGAUAACUAACAAAGCUCUUGGUAAGUGCAUUCUCCGUGAAAACAGUAUUUUUCCUACUCAAAAUCGUCGUCUUAUGGUGCCAAAUGUGACCUUGUUCAAGUGCGCAAUUAUCUUAUUUCGAUAUUUACCAGCUAAUAAAGUCGCAGAGCACCGGAUUUCGUAUACUGUAACCAGGAUGUCCGCCUUAGUUUAA